Messenger RNA from Miniopterus natalensis, 3899 nucleotides. It is a transcript of the gene MTMR6, whose product is annotated as myotubularin related protein 6. Gene Ontology annotation, molecular function: phosphatidylinositol-3,5-bisphosphate phosphatase activity; phosphatidylinositol-3-phosphate phosphatase activity. The record is from RefSeq and is a predicted model, not a curated record. Gene Ontology annotation, biological process: phosphatidylinositol dephosphorylation. Gene Ontology annotation, cellular component: nuclear envelope; cytoplasm. Lineage: Eukaryota; Metazoa; Chordata; Mammalia; Chiroptera; Miniopteridae.
CGCCUCCCGGGUUCCCUUGCCUCACGCUACGCCCGUGAGGUGGCCUGCAGGCCAGCGUCUCCUCGGGAUGGAGCACAUCCGCACGACCAAGGUUGAGCAAGUGAAAUUACUUGACCGAUUCAGUACCAACAACAAGUCAUUAACAGGAACACUGUAUCUUACGGCCACACAUCUAUUAUUUAUAGACUCUCAUCAGAAAGAAACCUGGAUACUGCACCACCAUAUUGGCUCAGUGGAGAAACUGGCUUUGACGACUUCUGGAUGCCCACUUGUGAUUCAGUGCAAGAAUUUUAGGAUUGUGCAUUUCAUUGUUCCCAGAGAAAGAGAUUGCCAUGAUAUUUACAACUCUUUGCUACAGCUGUCAAAACAAGCAAAAUACGAAGAUCUCUAUGCAUUCUCUUAUAAUCCCAAACAAAAUGAUUCAGAACGACUUCGAGGUUGGCAGCUUAUUGACCUUGCUGAGGAAUAUAAAAGGAUGGGCGUGCCAAAUUCAAACUGGCAGUUGUCUGAUGCCAACCGAGAAUACAAGAUUUGUGAAACUUAUCCAAGAGAACUUUAUGUUCCCCGAAUAGCAAGCAAACCAAUAAUUGUUGGUAGUUCUAAGUUCCGGAGCAAGGGUAGAUUUCCAGUUCUUUCCUACUAUCAUCAAAGUAAGGAGGCUGCCAUUUGUCGAUGUAGUCAGCCACUGUCAGGAUUCAGUGCCAGGUGCUUGGAAGAUGAACAUUUGCUUCAAGCCAUUAGUAAAGCCAAUCCAGCCAAUCGCUAUAUGUAUGUGGUGGAUACCAGGCCCAAACUGAAUGCAAUGGCCAACAGAGCAGCUGGGAAAGGUUAUGAAAAUGAAGACAACUAUUCUAAUAUUAGAUUUCAAUUUGUUGGAAUUGAAAAUAUUCAUGUCAUGAGGUCCAGCCUUCAGAAGUUAUUGGAAGUUAACGGUACCAAAGGGCUUUCUGUCAAUGAUUUCUACUCUGGUUUGGAGAGCUCAGGAUGGCUUCGCCAUAUCAAAGCUGUCAUGGAUGCUGCAAUCUUCUUAGCCAAAGCAAUAAUGGUGGAAAAUGCAAGUGUGUUGGUACAUUGUUCUGAUGGCUGGGAUAGGACUUCCCAGGUUUGUUCCCUUGGCUCUCUUUUAUUGGAUUCCUACUACAGGACAGUCAAAGGAUUUAUGGUUUUAAUAGAAAAGGAUUGGAUCUCCUUUGGACAUAAAUUUUCAGAGAGGUGUGGCCAUUUGGAUGGUGACCCAAAGGAAGUCUCACCGGUGUUUACUCAGUUCUUGGAAUGUGUGUGGCAUUUGACUGAACAGUUUCCACAAGACUUUGAAUUCAAUGAAGCGUUUCUUCUUCAGAUCCAUGAACACAUUCAUUCAUGCCAAUUUGGAAACUUCCUCGGAAAUUGUCAGAAGGAAAGAGAAGAACUCAGGUUAGAGGAGAAGACUUACUCCCUGUGGCCGUUUCUUCUGGAUGACCAAAAGAAGUACUUAAAUCCACUCUACAGUUCCAAAUCCCAGAAAUUUGCUGUUUUGGAGCCAAAUACAGUAUCUUUCAAUUUUAAGUUUUGGAGAAACAUGUACCACCAAUUUGAUCGAACGUUGCAUCCCAGGGAGUCGGUGUGUAACAUAAUUAUGAAUAUGAAUGAGCAAAAUAAACAGUUAGAGAAAGACAUUAAAGACUUAGAAUCUAAAAUUAAUAAACGCAAAAAUGAGCAAAUAGAUGGAGUGCUCACCAAGGAAUUGUUACAGCCGGUUCAUCCUGAGUCACCUAUCCUCAAAACCUCCCUAUGUUUUAAGGAGCAAACUCUGCUACCUGUGAAUGAUACUCUUCGAACUAUAGAGGGCAGCAACCCUGCGGAUAAUCGUUAUAGUGAAUACACUGAGGAGUUUUCCAAAUCCGAACCUGCUGUGGUCAGCUUAGAGUAUGGUGUGGCAAGAAUGACUUGUUAGACUCAGAGUAUUUUCUGGACUGACUGUAGUGCUAGAAAUGGAUUAUCGUGAGGAUGAUAUGUGUGCAUGACAAAAAGGAAUUUGUCUAAUAAUGAUCUUAGAGUUUAAUAGUAGAUUAAUAGUUGAAGGAAGGAAAAUAACUGCUCUUGUGAGAGACGUCCACCAGUGUAACUGCAUUCCUAGCAAGGAAUGACUUUGAGUUCUUUAAGAAACAAGUGACAUUGACAAAUUUAUUCAAAACACAAUUUGCAUUGUAUACUAGCGAAUUGACAUUUCUGUAUGAUUUAUGUUAUUAACAGACAAACAUGAAUAGCCUUACUUAAGUAUAAUUUAAUUGCCAGCAAACAAAACUUGACAAGGCAGUUCCUUAAUAAAUGAUAUGGCAUGUUCUUUCAAUUAUGCAGCCGUGUAACUAUGAGUAUUUACAUGUUUUACCUAUAGUGAUGUUUAACGUUGAAGUGCCAUAAAAAGUAUUUCUAAGAAAGCCUUAAAUUCUCAGUUUAUUCUUUACUGUUAGAUUUUAUAGCCUAGGGCAGAAUUUUUUGUUUGGGUUUCUUUUUGUGAGCCUUGUUUUACCUGUAAAGAUUGCUCUCAUUACUGCAGGCCUCGCAUGCUAUAGUACUGCUAUGUAAAAGUUCGUAUUUAGCUCAUCCCACUUCCAUAGUCAAAAUGAAACUCUGGUUUUUAUUCCAAUACAAUUGCUUAAUACUACAUUUGAUGACUUAUUUACAGCAUAGAUGAUUGAUUUUUUAAAAUAUGUAUUAAGCACAUUUGGCUGCUGCGCAUGGAUUACUGCAUUCUAUCAGUGAGUCUUAUUUUGUGGUUGGCUUUAUUCCUUUGAUAACUAUGUAGUUUUAAAAAUACAAAGUUCUAAAACUUCUUAGAGCAGUGAAUAUAAUACAUAUAUAUUUUUAAACUGUUUUAUCUUUCAAUGAAUUACUGCUCUUCCUAGAGUAUUUUACUUUCAGUUUACCUAAACAUUUUUGGAUAAAAACAAAAGGGAAGUACAGAUAGUUGUAUUUUGCUUGGUUAUAUGAAUCUUAAAGCAGUCAUUUCUAUAUGGAAUACUAUUUUCUGUUAAUAUAUAAGAAAAAAAGGAAAAUGAAGGAUAGCCUAAUACAAAGUUAAUAUUUAACAAAAACAGCCUAACUGCUGGGAAGAGUUUCAUUUUGCCAUGUUUUUUAAAAAAAGCACUUGUAGUUGAUAGUCUGCUGAGCUGGGCAACCCAUGUUCACACAGGGCCUGGAUGCCUAAGGUCAGGACUGCUGGAGCCAGCUGGCUUCAAAAUAGAAAAUUUAAGUAACAUGGUGGCACAAGGUAUAAUUCAAGGGUACAAAGAAAUCUGCAAAGGGCCCCUCAUGCUUCUCUUUAUUAUACCUGUAUCUAUUAUUCGUUUUGAACAUAAAUGUCUUUUUCAAGUGGAACAAAAACUUUAUUGUAUGAGAACUUAUCUAAUCCCACUUAUUUUUCCAAUGCUUUUCUGUAACAAAUUAUGUAAUAAGAAAAAUAGUCCUUUUUAAGCAGUAGUAACAGAAGUCCACUGUAUAUAAAAUAUAAUUCAUGAUAUUUAAGCACUGGGACAGGAAACUUAAUCUUUGUGACCACAAAGGGAAAGCUUUUGUGCCUUAUUACUUGGUUCCAGUACUGAUUGUGAUUUUAGAAUCUUCCAUGGAAGACUUCUUAUAGUCAGCUCUUUGGUUUAUUAUCUUAUAGUCUUCAACUUGAGGCACAUAUAUGUAUGUUUAUCUGCUGUCACAUGGACCGAAAAAUCAUUUAACAUUCUAAGUGACCUAUACAGCAUAUAUUGGCAAAAAGCAGAUUGUGUUAUGUCUUAUAAAAUUGGAUUUACGUUCAGUGUGUUUGGGAAUGUAUAGCAUGUAAAUUAUUUCACAUAUUAUUUAAAGGUAAUUAAAUGUUCAUAUUUUACUUUGAAUGUUUUGCUUUGGGAAAAAGCAAAUGAGAUCAA